AAAUAACUCUAACAAACCACAACAAUCUCUCAAAUUGUUGAGAGAUGACAACGUGAGUCAAACCCAUUUCAAAAAUUCGCCUUCAAAGCAUUUCGACUAUAUAUAUACAUACAGGAAUGUAAACGUAUAGCUACCUGUAGAGAGAGAGAGAGAGAGAGAGAGAGAUGAAGGGAGUGAAGAAGAAAAUCGGUGGAGAAAUCACUGCUAUUGACGCCGUGCAGCUGCCAUUACCGCUUCCCGUCGCCGACGGCGGAGAAGAAGCAGAUGGAAAGGCGGCUCAUGGCGGCGAUGAUGAGGCCGCGGUUUCGGAGACAGUGGUGGAGGAGCAACGGGUAGAAAAAGGAGACGGAAGCGGAGAAGAGGGCGGCGAAGAUGGAGAGGAAGAGGAAGAGGAAGAGGAGGGGGAGGAGGAAGAGGGAGAAAAGGGUCACGACAAAUUCGAUCACCUCGAAAUCGAUGACGAUGGAGAGGCUGAUGACACCGAGCGUCCCAAGCUCGCCGAGGACUUUUACGAGAUUGAAGCUGUGCGUAAGAAAAGGGUUCGCAAGGGUGAAGCUCAAUAUCUCAUCAAAUGGCGUGGAUGGCCAGAGACAGCAAACACCUGGGAGCCCAUAGAGAAUCUUCUGUUUUGUUCUGAUGUUAUUGAUGCAUUUGAAGAGAGCUUGCAAUCGGGGAACCAUAGGUCUUCACGUAGACGCAAGCGCAAGCAUGGGGUUACUCACACUCAACCCAAGAAGAAGCAACGGACUUCUCCCGCCGCAGCUACCUAUAAUGUACCUGCUGUCAAAGUGAGAAUUAUUGAAGAACCAUUGCCCAUGGUUCCUCCUGACGACUUGAGCCUGGCCAAUGCGGGCGAGAGAUAUUUGUGGGCUGCCAAUAAUGUUGAGUCGUCAAAGCAAACAAAAGAGAGUGGGUUUGGAGCAGUGCCCACACAAAUUGAAGAAAUGGAAGAUCAAAAUGAAUUGAAUUUAAAGCUUAGUGAACUUAGAGGAACAAUGGCUACCUAUGAGGAAACAGUAAGCAAGUGUUCAGUACGUUACCAAGAAGCCCAUGAUUUAGAAGGAGAUGGUUCUGCCAAUGGAUUGUCGAAGGUUGAUUGUGUGAAACAAGUUCAACCUGGACGCUUCACUGGAGCUAAAAGGAGGAAGUCUGGUUCUGUCCAAAGGUUUAAGCAAAAUUCAGCCUCAAGUUUACCAAGUGAAGCACAAAAUGCAACAACAAGAACCACUGAUGGCCCUUGUGGAAGAGCUGGAUGGCGGGGGAGUCAAAAUCCUGAUUUUAUGGGGAAUGAUUUCAGUAACAAGAAUGAGUUUGUUAACUCAAAAAAUAUGUCUACCAUCACUGAGAUCAUAAAGCCAAUGAGCUACUCGUCAUCUGUGAUAAACAAUGUUCAAGAUGUGUCCGUAAGCUUCAUGGCCAUGAGGUCUGAUGGGAAAGAAGUGAUGGUGGAUAAUAAAUUUCUCAAGGCUCACUAUCCACUUUUGUUGAUAAACUUCUAUGAGCAACAUCUCCGCUACAGUGCUACGCCAUGAGUAGACAGUUGUGGAUGAGAAUGUGUGGAUGCUGGAUCAUGUCAUCUUUGCAUUCUGUCAUAUGGUGUUGUAAUGCACCUGGAUGUUAUAGUACAUGUUAAGCUAAUGCAGUUGUAGGUUAGCCAAUGCAGUAGUCAAGUGUUAGAUAGCACAAUGCUGGCUUGUAUAGAGCAGCAAUACCCUUGUUUUAUGUCUUUCCCCCCCUCUUUUGAAUGAGUACAAACAUCUUGUUUAUCCAUCGACCUUUCUUUGAUAUUAUAUGGUUUUGUACAUGGAGAUCAAGACUGUAAAACAUGUAGAUGAUGUUAAACAUUUGUCCAUGUCCUUAAUAUUCAUAUUUAAAUUUUCUUCUUUUGUUUGCUCUA
Molecule: messenger RNA, 1897 nt
Organism: Camellia sinensis
Lineage: Eukaryota; Viridiplantae; Streptophyta; Magnoliopsida; Ericales; Theaceae
Product: chromo domain protein LHP1
Biological process (GO): heterochromatin formation
Cellular component (GO): nucleus
Source: RefSeq, a predicted model, not a curated record